AUGCUCAGAGAUGCUUUUUCUUGUUCUGUUGGCAGUUUGCAGCGGCCAUGUCAAAGAGACCAUCAUAAAGACAAGAGAAAUCAGGAGGAAGUGCCAAUUAGCAGGAUGCUGACACCUUGCCUCCUAAGAAGAGUGGUCUUCCUGGUUCCUUUAAUUUUUGUAGUUGUGCUGCUCACCAUGGAGCCCAUUAAAGCCGACCAAGAAGCAGGAACAACAAUCCCAGCUGAAAGUCGCCCCUGCGUUGACUGCCAUGCAUUUGAAUUCAUGCAGAGGGCCUUGCAGGAUUUAAAGAAGACUGCGUAUAAUCUAGACACACGGACAGAAACACUGCUUCUUCAAGUGGAAAAGAGAACUCUGUGUGACUGUGUAACUGCAGACACGCUGAACUGAAUGCUGGAGAACAGCCAAAAAGUGUCACCGGUUCAGCUGUUUUUUAAAAUGUUGCUGUAUGUAAUACGGACAGCUGUGUGGAGUACAUAUUGCAAGCACGUAAGCCCCAGUGUAGUGAGGAAAGCAGGCGGGGAGUUUCUGUAUGAGAUGGUGGGGUGGGGUGGUCUGUCUUAUGCUUGUUUUCUCCAGUAUGAAGGUGCAACUAUUGUGGCUUGACUGAUUGAUCAUAUGAAGACAGAGCAUUGCAUGCUGGAAUCUGUAGUCUCUGCAGGCUCUAUCUCCAUAUUAAAGGUAAUGGUAGCUGCAAUCCAUUCUGUUAUUUAUAAUGUAAAUUUGGACCAGAUUCAGCCAGUUUGUAACUCUGUGGAUUUCAAUGGUGCUACACCUGCUUAUAUCUGGACUGAAUUUGGCCCUAAACAGGACUCCUGGGUCUCCUGGGAAGCUGUCACCUAUAUUUUCUCCAAUCCAGUAAUCCCUGAAUUAAAUCAUACACUGUCACUACCUACUUAGUGCUCCCACUAUGUGCCAGCACGUGUAGAAAUAGCUAUUGUUUUAACAAUCUAAAUGCAUGUUCUGUACAAAGGGAAAAGGAGAAUAAAACUACUAGAAAAACAGGUAACCCCACACCCAAAUGUACCUUGUUUCCUUUUGAAUGAGAUCUUGACAAUAGGCUAAGCUAAAAGCUCAGUGUGAAUGGGGGAAGGAGGAAUCAAAUUUUCAUUCACUGUCACAGUGCAGUGUAGCUUUUCUCUGAGAAAGUACGUUCACCAUAGGAAUGUACAUGGCACUCAGAUGUUGUCACUGAGCUAGUUAGUGGUGUCACAAAGCAACACACUAUUGAACAAGUCAACUUUUGUACACAUCAAAAAUGUCUUCUACGUUCUCCCCGGGGUGAGUGCUCAUGCACUACGGGAGCCCUGUUUUCUUUGCCCUCUGCAAACCUUGUGUGUAUAUUGUAAGUAUGAAAAGGGGAAGAAGUGAAAGCAUUAGAAAUUACUGAGUUAUGCAGAUUAAGAGAGACAAGAUGUAGAGAGACAAGGAGGGUGAGGUAAUAUCUUUUAUUGGACCAACUUUUGAUGGUGAGAGAGACAUGCUUUUGAGCUACACAGAGCUCUUCUUCAGAUCUGGGAAAGGUAGUCAGAGUGUCACAUCUAAAGACAAGAUCCAACAGCUAGUUGAGCAUAAGUAGUUAGCACAUGGUCUAAGGGACCAUUCAAGGCCUGUUUGAACCCCUCCUGAAAGAAAUCUUACACGAAUCCCCUUUUCUGGCCCCCAAAUAACCUCCCAACCUCUCCAAGCCCAUCACUAGAAGCAAGCUUUAUUUAUUUAGCUUCUUUUCUUUCAGGCCCUCCUUAAAACUCACUCCUGCUGCCAGGCCUCCUACAAGAAGUACCUUAAUUAAUCUAAAACUCCCCAAAGAACUAAACCCCCAGUCCCCCUUUUUAGUACAUUUUAACAGCACCAUCAGGGCAUGCAUAUAAUCUUAUUACUAUAAGCUUUGUCCUUCCUCACUCCUUCCCUGCAUUGUGUGUUAACCCCUCGC
Messenger RNA from Terrapene triunguis (Three-toed box turtle), 1933 nucleotides. It is a transcript of the gene NICOL1, whose product is annotated as chromosome unknown C4orf48 homolog. The coding region runs from base 1 to 390 and encodes 129 amino acids. The record is from RefSeq and is a predicted model, not a curated record. Lineage: Eukaryota; Metazoa; Chordata; Testudines; Emydidae. The transcript is spliced from 4 exons.